AUGGCAGUCGAAUGUGGCGGCGAAUCCUUUCGACAAUUCCAGCCUGUGGAGCGCUUCCUCUCCCCUCCCAUUGAAUCCAGAGCUGCAAAUACAAAGCUUGAACGAUCUGGAUCUGUCCCUGGCUCCGAACGAUCUGCGAGGUCCAGCCUGUCUAGAAUCACACACGUUGAGGAGAAUGCUCAGAUCGCCCCUUAUCCAGAGUUCGAAGAUUCUUCUACCAUCACACCGUCAAAUUAUACUUUUUUAGAUCAUCUAGGGGCAAUUUUCCGAAUCAUCUUCUGUGUUCCAGUUCCGAAGAAAAUGGAAAAGAGCUCUGCGGGGCCCGUCAAGCGGGUGUCGUUCGAUAUGGAGAGCUCUCCGUGGGUACUCCCAGUACAUGUUGUAUCGACACGUAGAGAUACAGACAAGCAUCCAGUGAUCAAGCGCGCGAAGUGCACCAUCGAUACCGGUAACAUGCAGGGCAACAUUGUAUCGAGGGAAUUCGUUGAGAAAGUUCUACAGUAUUCGGAAGCGAACUUUGUCUCUUUGACCGCGGCAGAAAAGGAAGGUGGCUUCGGAGUGACAGGGCAUAAACUUGUACCAGAAGGAGCCAUCUACUUAACCUGGUAUUUCGAUAAAACUAAAACAAUUGCAGAUGAAGAAGAAGAGCGCCUUAAAAGUAUAUAUCUCAAGCGGAAGGAGGAAUAUGACGAGAAGCUUCUCGAGCUGUUGAACGACGACAAGGACACAACGAACAACAAAGAGUUGAAGGACUGCGCAGAUGCACGCGAUGUCGCCGAGAAAAACCAUCUCAUCCGCAAGGCAGAGCUGGGUAAUGACCCUAAAUUAGUAGCUCAACUAGAGGAAAACCUUAAGAACCUACCAGGCUCUAAGACUUAUCUAAUCCCUUCCAAGUCAGAUACGACUUCAUCGGGUACGGCACAGCAAAACGGAUCGGUUCCCACUCAACGCACAGUCAAGAAGGCAGUUGAGCAGCCUUCACCUGAAAAAUGA
This is a messenger RNA of Sclerotinia sclerotiorum 1980 UF-70, 993 nucleotides long. RefSeq lists its product with no specific name. The coding region runs from base 1 to 993 and encodes 330 amino acids. The transcript is spliced from 5 exons. The record is from RefSeq and is a predicted model, not a curated record. Lineage: Eukaryota; Fungi; Ascomycota; Leotiomycetes; Helotiales; Sclerotiniaceae.